Molecule: messenger RNA, 324 nt
Organism: Nerophis lumbriciformis (worm pipefish)
Lineage: Eukaryota; Metazoa; Chordata; Actinopteri; Syngnathiformes; Syngnathidae
Source: RefSeq, a predicted model, not a curated record
AUGAGCUUCAGAGUGGUGCUGCUGUCCUUCCUCCUCAUCAUGUCUGUGAGCUGGUCCAGAGGAGCCGUCAUCACAGGAGCUUGUGAACGAGACAUGCAGUGUGGUUUGGGUCUUUGCUGUGCUGUCAGUCUCUGGCUGAGAGGUCUGAGGAUGUGCAUUCCAAGGGGUGCAGAAGGGGACCAAUGCCACCCGCUGAGCCAUAAGGUACCCUACCCUGGCAAAAGGCAGCAUCACACGUGUCCGUGCCUCCCCAACUUGGUGUGCACCCGCUACGCUGGAAGCAAGUACAGAUGCACUGACGACUACAAGAAUAUGGACUUUUAA